GGCAAUGUUCAACCAAAUGGCUCGCCGGAAGCGUUCGAAGAAGAACCCAUACUCAUCUCGCGGCCUCGACAAAUUCUCCUCUGUUGUAUCAGAACUGGAUGCCAGAAAGAAGAAAAUCAUGUCCAGCGCAGGCGCUAAUGGCGUCUCCUUGGUCCGGUUCAUGCACUCCAAUUCUCAUGAUUGGACUCCGGUCAUCGUCCGGCAAAGAGAGGAGGAGGAAGAUAAAAACAAGGCUAUGGAUAAGGAACUUUUGCCGGCGGUGACGGCGAAGACGGAGAGGGGGAAGAAGGAGAUGAAGUGGUGGAGAUGGAGGCCUUCUUAUUAUCUGUUGGCGGUGAUGCUUCUUAUAUUGGUUUGUUUUGUUAUUUCUGGGCGGGUGUUCGCUAUUUGUUGUUUGUCUGUGUUGUGGUAUUUGUUGCCAUUGCUGAAAGGUGAAGAGAAUGGGAAUGCAGGGAGGAGGUGGGGGGUGAGGAAGACGAUAGGUGGAGCAUGAGUUAAAGGUGCCCUCUUGGUGUUUUUUUUUUUAUGUAAAUUAUGAGAAAGAUUGAUAUGAAUACUUUUAUUUUUAUGUAAGUUUAGAAAGGUUA
Molecule: messenger RNA, 587 nt
Organism: Dendrobium catenatum
Lineage: Eukaryota; Viridiplantae; Streptophyta; Magnoliopsida; Asparagales; Orchidaceae
Exons: 1
Coding region: 5-493 (162 amino acids)
Source: RefSeq, a predicted model, not a curated record